ACAUGGAGAAGGGAAGAUAUUCAUUAGGUUACCCCAGGAGCCUGGGACAGAGCUGAGCCGGAAUUCACAUCUGUGCCGUUUGCUCUUCCUAAGACCCCACCCUUAUUCUGCCAAGGGAAAACACUAAUAUGAUCAAGAAAUAAUUUUUCUUUGGCUCUGAAUUGAUUUGCCUGCAGAUUCACCGUCCUUGUUUUGUCCUGGUCUAAAGGCAGAUCCUUCUGGCAUUCCUGUGGUGGCUCAUCCUGAUUGGCUGAGCUUGCCCUACUCCAGUGAUUAUCGACUUCUGGGUCUCUAGUCUCAUUGACUGCCUUUUUCCUGGGAAGAUGUUCCUGGUGGGCCUGACAGGGGGCAUUGCCUCAGGGAAGAGCUCAGUGAUCCAGGUGUUCCAGCAGCUGGGGUGUGCGGUGAUUGAUGUAGAUGUCAUCGCCCGACACGUUGUCCAGCCAGGAUACCCUGCCCACCGGCGCAUUGUGGAGGUCUUUGGUACUGAGGUCUUGUUGGAGAAUGGAGACAUCGAUCGCAAAGUUCUGGGGGACCUGAUAUUUAACCAGCCUGACCGGCGGCAUCUGCUCAACACCAUUACCCACCCUGAAAUCCGCAAGGAAAUGAUGAAGGAGACCUUCAAGUACUUCCUUCGGGGGUACCGCUACGUGAUUCUGGAUAUACCCCUGCUGUUUGAGACCAAGAAACUGCUCAAGUAUAUGAAGCACACAGUGGUGGUAUACUGCGACCGGGACACGCAGCUAGCACGGCUGAUGCGGCGGAACAACCUGAGCCGCGAGGAUGCAGAGGCUCGGAUCAAUGCUCAGCUGCCCCUGAAGGACAAAGCCCGCCUGGCCCGCCAUGUUCUAGACAACUCAGGCGAGUGGAGCAUCACCAAACGUCAGGUCAUUCUUCUGCACACCGAGCUGGAGCGCUCCCUAGAGUACCUGCCCCUGAGGCUCGGGGUCCUCACAGGUCUGGCUGGCAUUGCCAGCCUCCUCUACUUGCUCACCCGCUACCUCCUGCCUUCCCCCUAGCUGGGCACUCCCAAGGCAGGAAGCCCCAGGCCUCAGUCUCUUCAGAGGCUGAAGCUGGGUCACAAAUGCAUCCUGUUUCCUCUUGGCCCUUUCAACACACACACUCUCUCCCGCUCUCUCUCUCUAGGCUGGAGCCCUGCACUGGGCUGACACCCUUCUUUGGGGUAUGUUCUGUCUGAGGUAAAGAAACAGCCCUCUGUCAGUAGCUAUUCUUUCCCAUCUUCCCCAGGGUCCCUCCUUCUGGAACCACCUACAGUGUCCACUGUGGGACAUGAAAACAACCGUGGAAGAGACUAUUAUAUAUUUCUUGUGGGUAGGGGUGAGGAACAUUGUCUCUGUGGCCCUCAACUAUGUUUAAAGCUGGAAGGUUCCCUGGGCUUGGACCCUCUGAGUACAUGCCCCAUUGUGGCCAAAACCUUCAUGGACCAUAACAAAUCAUUGUGGACCAAGGGCUACCACCUUCAAACAGGACUGUCCCCUAGGUUGAUGCCCUUGGACAGGAUGCUGUAAGGAUUCCUUGUGGGUAAUGUAGUAGUUGGCAGAGGCCAGGCCUCUUCUGGGAUGACCCGCUGUCCCACUUUGGCACUUGUCCAACACUCCCCUUACCCUGCUCGCCACCUCCAACCACUCUGUACCUUCCAUUCCAUGUACUCCUAGCCCUGAACUCUUGGUAGUCCAUGUGUACCAUGCUGGUUUUGACCUCUGUGCCUUCACUGUGCUGUUUCCCUACCUGGAAUACCAUUUCCCCCGCUAUAACUGGCUGACUCCCAGCUUAGGCACUGUCUGAAGCCCCAGGCUGGGCUAGGUGCUCUUGGAUGAUGUUUUAUCUGAAUCUAUAGUAUAGUAAACAGCCCAAAGCUGGUUGGUCUCUCCUACUAGACUGUAAGCCCUUUGAGGGCAGGGACUGUCUUAUUCAUCUCUGUUCCUGGUGCAGAGCCUGCCUCGCUGUUGGUGCUUAAUAAAGUGUGUUGAUCUG
Molossus molossus (Pallas's mastiff bat) is the source of this 1995-nucleotide messenger RNA. RefSeq names its product dephospho-CoA kinase domain containing (gene DCAKD). Gene Ontology annotation, biological process: coenzyme A biosynthetic process. The record is from RefSeq and is a predicted model, not a curated record. Bases 324 to 1019 code for a protein of 231 amino acids. Lineage: Eukaryota; Metazoa; Chordata; Mammalia; Chiroptera; Molossidae. Gene Ontology annotation, molecular function: dephospho-CoA kinase activity; ATP binding. The transcript has 5 exons.